GUUUCUCCUCAAAUAAUCAAGGUCAAGGACAUUUUGAACCGCCUAUAAAUAUUAAAAGUGAUAAAAGUAUCAAGAUGAUUGAACUUGAAUGUGCUGUCCAAAAAUAUGCAUGGGGGAAAAUCGGUCAAGACAGUGCUGUGGCCUCAUUAACUGGUAAAAGGAAUACAAAUUUUUCAAUAGAUGAUCAUCCCUAUGCCGAAUUAUGGAUGGGAACUCAUCCGAAAGGACCUUCUGUUAUAAAGCAAACAAAACAGACACUUUCUGACUAUCUUAAGGAAAACCCGGAAGCUAAUGUACAAUCUUCGAAAGCUGGUCAAUUAACCUUCCUCUUUAAAGUUUUAUCUGUCAACAAAGCUCUAUCAAUCCAAGCCCAUCCUAAUAAAGAUCACGCAAUUAUUCUACACGAAAAGGAUCCAGAACAUUAUCCAGACGAUAAUCAUAAACCGGAAAUGGCUAUAGCUCUAACGAAAUUCGAAGGACUAUGCGGUUUUAGGCCUAAGAACGAAAUUAUUGACUUUAUGAGUGAAAUUGAAGAAUUAAGAGAAAUAGUAUCUAAUGAAUCAUAUCAGAAAUUGAAAACUGCUUCUAAUGACGAUAGCAUAAAAGCUGCUGUGAAAGAAUGCUUUUCAGCGUUAAUGAAUUACGAUGCUGAUCAAAUAAAAGUUCUUUUAAAAAGAACGUUGGACAAUUUGAGUAAAUUUGAUGAACGUAAUCGUAAAGAAAAGCUGGCCGAACUAUUUGAGAGAAUUCAUUCUCAAUUUCCUGGAGAUGUCGGUUGCUAUUGCGUGUAUUUCUUAAAUUUCAUGAAGCUUGAACCAGGCGAGGCAAUGUUCUUAAGAGCCAAUCUUCCACACGCUUAUUUGAGUGGAGAUUGCGUUGAAUGUAUGGCCUGUUCAGACAAUGUUGUUAGAGCAGGACUCACUCCAAAAUUCAAAGACGUCGAAGUUCUAACGCAAAUGCUGGACUAUUCUUGUAAGAGUGCUCAAGAUAAUUUAUUUCAACACAAUGAACAGGAUAGCUUUUGUAAAGUUUAUAGUCCUCCCGUUCUAGAUUUUGCAGUUGAUAAAAUUACGAUUCCGGCUAAUCAGAAUUAUACACUACCAGAAAAGGUUAGUGCAAGUAUAAUAUUGGUUGUAGACGGCUGUGCUGAAGCCCAGGAAUCGAAUAUAGAAAAUGGUAUCAGUGAGGGUGGCAUAUAUUUGUUGCCAGCUAAAAAGAGUGUUAACCUAUUCUCAAAAAAAGAUCUACUAUUGUUUCGUUCCUACACACCACUAUAA
Messenger RNA from Dimorphilus gyrociliatus, 1277 nucleotides. Lineage: Eukaryota; Metazoa; Annelida; Polychaeta; Dinophilidae. The record is from the annotation of a GenBank genome assembly.